UGCUGUUCUCCGUGGUUUCAGGAAAGAGGCACCGCUCAUCGAGAGUCAGAGGUGAAGAGAGCUUUAAAGGGACGAAUUCAGGCCCUGCAGGAGAAGCUAUUGGAAGGCCAAGGAGGAAAAGACUGGCCGAGUGACACUGUGGGCCCAAGUACUUUUCCACCAAAACAAUUGUGGGAAAAGGACCAGGGCUUUCCUUCCUAACAAUGGCAAAGGUGCCACUGAGAGUGCUGUGAGGGACUUUGAAGAGGGGAGGAAUGAGGAGGAGGACGGACCGGAGGAGCCGUCUCUUGUCCCAGUUCCAGUCUUCAUUGCUCUCUGGAGAGGCUGCCCUGGGGUUCUGGCUGUAGCCGUCCUGUCUGGCUGCUUCCUCUCUCCUCUCCCUCCCAGAGCCCAACUGCUGUCAUGUUGUGCCCUGCCAAGGAGGAGGGAACUGCAGUGACAGCAGAAGUGAGAGGCAGGACAGAGUGGUGGGGCACGGAGUGGUAUGGAGAGGGAGAUGCUGAGACCAGGUGACAGUGAGACGCAGAGAGAGGGCUAAGGAGUAGGGUGAGGGCUGUUGAGAGUCUGGGGGAAGAGUAGAAACUAAAAGGAGUAGCAAGAAGACAGGACUUGUGGGUCACAGCCACUCAGCCAUGCUGGGAGCAAAGCGACUCUGGCUACCAGGUCUUGCCCCCAACCCCUGGUUGCCCUUGGCCCUGACGCUUCUGGCCCUGGGGACCGGAUGGGCCCAGGAAGGGUCGGAGCCUGUUCUCCUGGAGGGCGAGUGCCUGGUGGUCUGUGAGCCCGGCAGGGCUGCUGCAGGGGGGCCUGGAGGAGCGGCUCUGGGAGAAGCGCCGCCCGGAAGAGUGGCAUUUGCUGCAGUUCGGAGCCACCACCAUGAGCCAGCAGGGGAGACGGGCAACGGCACCAAUGGGGCCAUCUAUUUUGACCAGGUGAGCCUGAUGCUGAACACAUGGCCUGUCAUCUCAGCCUUUGCCAAUGACCCUGAUGUGACCCGGGAGGCAGCCACCAGCUCUGUGCUACUGCCCCUGGACCCCGGGGACCGGGUGUCUCUGCGCCUUCGUCGGGGGAACCUGCUGGGUGGCUGGAAAUAUUCAAGCUUCUCUGGCUUCCUCAUCUUCCCACUCUGAGGGCUCAAGCCUUUCAAGAAUGGGAAUCCAGCCCCUGACCUCUGUCCUCUGCCCUCCCCUGCCCCAGAAGCAACAUCUUUGGGGCAGGAGAAAGGCUCCCUCUGGCUGCCUGAAUUCCACCUUCUUGCAUGGGAUCUUGUGCCAAACACCCAAGGUGAUGAGUAGAGCUAUAUCUAGGGAUGGGCCCCUCUAACCUCCCUCCUCCUUCUCACAUGCCCUCACAACCUCUCACUGCAUCUCUCUGUCUGCAACCUUAGGAUCAGGGCAGGAUUUGGCAGGUAAAAAGUCCUGCGAUACUUUGCAGACUUUGCUGCUCCUUCCCCCACCCCACCCACAGCCUCUAGCUCAGUGCUACUUGGAAACAGGUGGCACAGGUGAACCUGACAGGCCCCCACAAGGGCCCAGAUGGACCGGCCUCAUCAUACCCUACAGGCUCCUUCCUGUGAGGAGUGCCAGCAUCACGGAUUUCUGCCAACAGUCAGGAGCUGAGCCAGCACCAUAUGGACUAGGGCAGGAGGCUCAGCCACCAGUAUAAUUGUGGGGAGGGCCACUGAGGAGCCCAGAGCCUACGGCUGGUAGGACAAGAAUGCGACAUGUGACCAGCCUGAACAAGGUACACAUUUUUCAUGCACACUGGGGCAGCCAGCAGGCAGUGAACGUGGGUGUUCAUCUGUACAGGUCCCAAAUGGACUCUGGCCCUCACCUCCCCACUUGAGUCAUGGGUGUGUGUGUGUGUGUGUGUGUGUGUGUGUGUGUGUGUUUGCUCUGGCUGAGAGCAGGUAUACAGUGCUUCCUUGGGCAGCUGUUGGUGGGGGUAGAAGGUCACCUGUGGACAAGUAUAGAUCUCCAGGCAUGGAACACAUCAAUGACCAUAGCAAUCUUUUAAAAGUGCUCAACCUUUGUAGUCUAAAGUUCAAUCACUUCAUGUUCUAGCCACCACCUCCUUCCUCCCAGCUCUAUCAAAUACCUUCACCAAACCUGUUGUGGAAUAUCCCACAACCUCUCUUCUUUCCCCUGAUCUGUGCUAUCUUAGCCUCCUUUUAAACUUCCUAUUUCCUUGGUUUCAAUGAUGCAUCCCUUCAACCACUCUCCUGCCAUUAUUAUACACUCUCUUACCUGGCUGUCCAAUUGGUCCAGCAUGGAUGACUCUAUCAAUAAAGUAACUAGAGAAUGAUAGUUGAUGAGACACUAUAAGAUCACUAAAGAUAAAAGAUGCCAUUACAGUUUGGAUUAGAGACUCCAGGAUACAAGCAGGUAUGUUGUAGAGAAAAUAAGUAUAAAACUAUGCCCUGGCCAGCGUGGCUCAGUUGGUUGAGCAUCACCCAUGCUCCAAAAAGUUGCCUGUUCUAUUCCCAGUCAUGGCACAUGCCAGAGUUGCGGGCUUGAUCCCUGGUGGGGGGCUUGCAAGAGGCAGCCAAUUGAUGUUUCUCUCUCAUCAAUGUUUCCCUCUCUCUCUUUCAUCCUCUCCCUUCCUCUCUCUCUCAAAUCAAUAAAAACAUUCUUUUUUAAAAAAGGAAAACUGUAUGUUAGAGUCAAAAAAAGAUUUAGUAAUACUUGAGUUAAAUAGGAAAUACCAAUGUGAAUGUGUGGUUUUCAAAGGACAUAAUUUUUUCCAAUUUUAUUACUAAGAUAGCAUAGAAACAACAUUAGGAAAAAAUCUGAUAUGCAUUCUUAGCACCUGGAUCUUUGCUUCAAAUAUUACUCACCUUUAAAAGGACUCGGGGUUACUUGGAGAAUAGCUCCUUAUCUCAAAUAACUAUAGGCCUGGAAUAUGUUGUUGAAGACAAUAAGCAAGGAUAUAUAGAAUAAAGCUGAGAAGGUAAAGGAACCAGUUUUUAAAAACACCUGGCAUUCUGUGACAAUUGGAUAAUCAAAAGAAAAAUAACAUAGUUAAUUAGAACAAGGUGAAUUUUUUAAAUUUAUGACUUUCCAUAGUGAUAUCCCUAAAGGAAAAAGUCACUAUGAAGUGAAGAAUGAAUAUAAUAGGAUAUUUUUAGUUUGUUUUGAUAAGUAGAAGAGUAUAAAUGUAAUAUGUAUUUUAACUAUUUAUAAGGUACAUUUACUUUUCUUUAUCUGUAUAAGGGAGGGGUGUGUAUAGAGAGCUAUGAGUAAUUCCAGAAAAAGAUUGGAAGUGUACCAAGAAUGAAAGAGACUGAUUGGCACCAUCUGGUCAUGUAUUACAACUAGAAAGAAAGAAAGUCCAAUAGUGUGUUACAAGAUAAUGAAUUAGUCAAGUGUCCAAAAGAUAACUGCACACUGCUCAAACUUGAUCCUUUAUCUCUCAGGAAAGGGAGCCUCUGUAUUACCAUACUAAUUAUAAUGAUAUUACAGCAACAGUGAAGCCCCAAAUAAAAAUGUAUUAAGCAAAGUAGAUUAUUUCUGUCUCACAUAGAAGAAUCUGCAGAUAGAGUCCAGGGAUGAAUGACAGUUCUUUGGGGUUCCUGGAUCCAAUUCCAAUGUGUGUUGGUGGGCGGGGGGAGGGGAGGAGGGGCUUCCCACAAAACACCAAGCAAUUCUCAGACACCAGCAGGAUAUCCAAGAAUUGGGCUCAAUUCAACACGAUUCUGAACCUACCUACCUGGAUUUUGCAUCAGAUUCCACAGGUUAAGGAUUCAGUCCUACACCACCACCACUCUUUACUUCAGACCCCAGCCGAAAGCCCAGACUGUUAACUGUACUUCUAACCAACUGCUAUGGAUUGGAAAUUCCAAUUGCUCCUUCCUUGACAACUUCCAGGUUGUUACCUGUGCCUCUGAUUGACUGACUAAGUUCCAGGAUUAAACAAAAAACUUUUAACUUCCA
Molecule: messenger RNA, 3932 nt
Organism: Myotis daubentonii (Daubenton's bat)
Lineage: Eukaryota; Metazoa; Chordata; Mammalia; Chiroptera; Vespertilionidae
Gene: CBLN3
Product: cerebellin 3 precursor
Biological process (GO): maintenance of synapse structure
Cellular component (GO): synapse
Molecular function (GO): protein binding
Source: RefSeq, a predicted model, not a curated record